Molecule: messenger RNA, 2748 nt
Organism: Ochotona curzoniae (black-lipped pika)
Lineage: Eukaryota; Metazoa; Chordata; Mammalia; Lagomorpha; Ochotonidae
Gene: PRDM9
Product: PR/SET domain 9
Exons: 11
Coding region: 1-2586 (861 amino acids)
Biological process (GO): regulation of transcription by RNA polymerase II
Cellular component (GO): nucleus
Molecular function (GO): zinc ion binding; histone methyltransferase activity; RNA polymerase II cis-regulatory region sequence-specific DNA binding
Source: RefSeq, a predicted model, not a curated record
AUGAGGGACCCCGAUAGGCUGGAGCACAGGAGCCCGGCCUGCGGCGGGACGCACCCCGAGUACGAGCGGAGUCCCAGGGCCAUGAGCGCCGCCGCACCCGUGGAGCCGAGCCUCGGGGCCCACGCGGGCCGGGCGCAGGGGGAGCAGGAGGUCCCCGACGCCUUCCGCGACAUUUGCAUGUACUUCUCCAGGGCGGAGUGGGCGGAGAUGAGCGAGUCGGAGAAGAUCCGCUACCGCAACGUGAAGAGGAACUACAGCGCGCUGCUGGCCAUAGGUUUCAGAGCCCCCAGGCCGGCUUUCAUGUGCCGCCGGAGGCUGGCAGGCCGAGCCCGAGAGGAUGACACCGACGACUCCGACGAGGAAUGGACGCCUAGACCGCAAGUCAAGCCUCCUAGGAUGACCUACAGAAUGGAACAGAGCAAACAUCAAAAGGGAAUGGCCAAGGAGCCUGCACACCAUGAGUGUAGUGUGAAGGGAUCACCAGGAACAGCAUAUUUCCUGAGGCCAACCGACUCCAAGCAGGGCCAGAAGCCAGCGUUCCCUCCUGAAGAAGCAAGUGUGUCUAGACAGCACUCCACAUGUAGACUGGAAGGAAGAAGAAAGACUGACAUGAAGAUAUACAGCUUGAGGAAAAGGAAGAGUCGGACGUACAAAGAGUGCAGUGAGCCUCAGGACGACGACUACCUCUAUUGUGAGAUGUGUCAGAACUUCUUCAUUGAAAGCUGUGCUGUUCACGGAUCCCCGACGUUUGUAAAGGACAACCCAGUGGGCAAGGGGCACCCUCACCGCUCAGUCCUCAGUCUGCCUUCUGGGCUGAGAAUUGGACCAUCGGGCAUCCCUGAAGCUGGACUUGGAGUGUGGAAUGAGACAACUGAUCUGCCACUAGGGCUGCAUUUUGGUCCCUAUGAAGGCCAGGUCACAGAAGAGGAAGAGGCUGCCAAUAGUGGCUACUCCUGGCUGAUCACCAAGGGGAGGAACUGCUAUGAGUACGUGGAUGGAAAGGAUCCGUCUCAGGCCAACUGGAUGAGGUAUGUGAACUGUGCUCGGAACGACGAGGAGCAGAAUCUGGUGGCCUUCCAAUACCACAGGCAGAUAUUCUACCGCACCUGCCAGGCUAUCAGGCAGGGCUGUGAGCUGCUGGUCUGGUACGGGGACGAGUACGGCCGGGAGCUGGGUAUCAAAUGGGGCAGCAAGUGGAAGGAAGAGCUCACGGCAGGCAAAGCCGAGUCAAAGCCAGAAAUCCAUCCCUGCCCCUCAUGCUCACUGGCCUUCUCCAGUCACAAGUUCCUCAGUCGACAUACGGAGCGCAGUCACUCUCAGGUCUUCCCAAAAGCAUCACCAAGACACCUGCAACCAGUGAACCCCUGUCGAGCGACUGAGCACCAGGAACCGCCUGAUGCACACAGCUGGAAUGACACGGUUGAAGGUCAAGAGGUGAUUGAAAAUUCCAGACCCGUGUCCACCAGGACAAGGCAGAGGCAGAUCUCAGCGGCCUUUUGCAGCCUCCGCAAAGGACAGGUGGAGGCCUCGAGGGUGGGUGAGAGAAAGGCAGAGGAAGGUCCCAGAAUUGACCAGGAAAUGAAUGCACAGGACACAGGAAAAUCAUCUGUGAGGGCAGGGCUGCCAAGCAGAGUAACAGUCAAGUGUGGAGAUGGUAGGCAAGACCUCAGAGAUAUGUCACACCUCAUCAGACAUGAGAGGACACACACAAGGGAGAAGCCCUACAUGUGCAGGGAGUGUGGGCGAGGCUUCACAGACAAGUCAAGCCUCAUCAGACACGAGAGGACACACACAGGGGAGAAGCCCUACGUGUGCAGGGAGUGUGGGCGAGGCUUCACAGUGAAGUCAAACCUCAUCAGACAUGAGAGGACACACACAAGGGAGAAGCCCUACGUGUGCAGGGAGUGUGGGCGAGGCUUCACAGUGAAGUCAAACCUCAUCACGCACGAGAGGACACACACAGGGGAGAAGCCCUACAUGUGCAGGGAGUGUGGGCGAGGCUUCACACAGAAGUCAAACCUCAUCACACAUGAGAGGACACACACAGGGGAGAAGCCCUACGUGUGCAGGGAGUGUGGGCGAGGCUUCACAGACAAGUCACACCUCAUCAGACAUGAGAGGACACACACAGGGGAGAAGCCCUACAUGUGCAGGGAGUGUGGGCGAGGCUUCACAGACAAGUCAAGCCUCAUCACACAUGAAAGGACACACACAGGGGAGAAGCCCUACGUGUGCAGGGAGUGUGGGCGAGGCUUCACAGACAAGUCAAGCCUCAUCAGACACGAGAGGACACACACAGGGGAGAAGCCCUACGUGUGCAGGGAGUGUGGGCGAGGCUUCACAGUGAAGUCACACCUCAUCACACAUGAGAGGACACACACAGGGGAGAAGCCCUACAUGUGCAGGGAGUGUGGGCGAGGCUUCACACAGAAGUCACACCUCAUCACACAUGAGAGGACACACACAGGGGAGAAGCCCUACGUGUGCAGGGAGUGUGGGCGAGGCUUCACAGUGAAGUCACACCUCAUCAAACACCAGAGGACGCACACAGGGGAGAAGCCCUACAUGUGCAGGGAGUGUGAGUAAAUAGUAUCAUCUCAACAGCAGAGAAGUGUAACCCACCACAGCUUAAAGGAGUCUUACAUUCCCAGUACAGUAGAGAUUGAACAAUUCUUCCACUUAUGUGAUGAGAUGAAUUGGACAAACAGAGGAGGGUUGCCUUUUCAGGGAUGUUGACUUGUGAAUUUC